AAGGAUUCCACCUGAUUGGGCUCUGGAGAGACAAAACGAAGGGCGAAGGGGAAGGAGGGAGAAAAUUUUCUUCUUCUUUAUUUUUUGUUUGAAGAAUCGCUGGUUUUGUGGGCUUCUUCGUCGUUGAUAUUCAGGUGGAGGAGGAGAGGAGAAGAGAGGCGAGUGGAGGGGAGAAGAACGAGCCGGAUGAUAAUUUGAAUAUCUGAAUCUGUUCUUCGUUUUUUCCCUCUCUCUUUCUCUCUCCUUGUGAAUCGGUGGGGAAGGGAUUUGAGAUUAGGGUUUGGGUGCUGGUGGCUCUGACUAGGCGAAAAUGAACGUGAUGCGCCGGCUCAAAAGCAUUGCUUCGGGUCGGACUUCGAUUUCUUCGGAUCCUGGUGGCGAUUAUGGACUGAAGAGAGCGAAGGUGGAUCAAGAGAAUGAACAAAUCUGCGGUGAACCUAUGCAGGUUGACCAAAAUGUUUCUGGUCUAGAGCAGAAUGCAGCCAUUAUAUUGCAAGAAAGUGUCGCGGGGGCGUCAAAUGACCCUGCAGCCGCAGAAAAGCCAGCCUAUGAAAAGCUUCCAGAUGUAAUGCUUGAAAUGAGAAUCAGAGAUGAGCGAAAUGCCAACAGUGAGGAGAAGGAUAUGGAAACAACUAUUGUAAAUGGCAACGGUACAGAGACCGGGCAGGUUAUUACUACGACAGUUGGGGGUAGAGAUGGAAUGCCUAAGCAGACAAUCUCUUACAUGGCCCAGCGAGUGGUCGGAACUGGCUCAUUUGGAGUUGUCUUUCAGGCAAAGUGCCUAGAAACUGGUGAACAAGUUGCAAUCAAGAAGGUUCUUCAGGAUAAAAGAUACAAAAACAGAGAGCUCCAGAUAAUGCGCUUGCUAGACCAUCCUAAUGCUGUGCGACUGAGACACUCGUUCUUUUCAACAACCGAUAAGGAUGAGCUGUAUCUCAACCUUGUCCUUGAGUAUGUUCCGGAAACUGUAUACCGAGCUUUAAAGCAUUAUACCAAAAUGAAUCAACAUAUGCCGAUUAUCUAUGUUCAGCUCUACACAUAUCAGAUUUGCCGGGCACUCAACUACUUGCAUCGUGCAGUUGGGGUGUGUCAUCGUGACAUCAAGCCACAAAAUCUGCUGGUGAAUCCCCACACUCACCAGCUAAAAAUAUGCGAUUUUGGAAGUGCAAAGAUGCUGGUGCCAGGCGAACCCAACAUAUCGUAUAUAUGCUCACGGUACUACAGGGCCCCUGAACUUAUAUUUGGGGCUACAGAGUAUACAAAUGCCAUUGACAUGUGGUCUGUUGGUUGUGUUAUGGCAGAGCUUUUACUUGGCCAACCACUAUUUCCCGGAGAAAGUGGAAUAGAUCAGCUGGUCGAGAUAAUCAAGAUUCUUGGGACGCCGACCAGAGAAGAAAUACGGUGCAUGAAUCCUAAUUACACGGAAUUCAAGUUUCCCCAAAUUAAAGCUCACCCAUGGCACAAGAUUUUCCAUAAGCGGAUGCCACCUGAAGCUGUGGAUCUCGUGUCAAGACUCCUCCAGUAUUCACCAAACCUUCGUUGCACUGCUUUGGAAGCAUGUGCACACCCCUUCUUUGAUGACCUGCGGGAUCCGAGUGUUUCAUUGCCUAAUGGGCGAGCAAUGCCUCCAUUGUUUAACUUCACUGCUCAAGAAAUGGCAGGUGCAUCUCCAGAGCUGCGACACCGUCUAAUGCCCUCACAUGCUACUAUCUAGGGAAUAUGAAUUGGCAGAUGCUCCAACAAAAAAAAAAAGAAAGAAAAAGAAGCGAAAGAGAGUGAGACUUUCAACAUCGGGUUGUAGGAUGUAUGAGAUAGUCUCUCUCCCACUUAUGAGAUCUCUCUCUCUCUCUCUCUCUCUCUCCCCCCUUAGGCUGAAAAAUUUGCAGUGUACAUCAAUUUUGGAACAAACUCUGUUUUCUUUGGCUUGGCUGCCUCCUCCUUACCCUACCCUGUUUCCAAGCUUCCUGGAGGAGUUGGCAAAUCUUAAACCAAACCAAAAAAAAAAGUAUGGUAGGAAACAUGGGUAUUGAUGGAUGGGGAGUCUCUCUCUCUCUCUCUUCAAAUUUUAUUUAUUUUUCUUCUUUUGUGUUUUUUUUUUCCUCUUCAUUUUUACAUUGUUGUGUACCACCAAGUUUAUGCUUGUAAUCCUUCAUGUAUACCAUUACCAGUUGUUUUUUUUUUUUUUUUAAGAAGAAUCAAUUCUUGUUCUCUCA
Molecule: messenger RNA, 2213 nt
Organism: Tarenaya hassleriana
Lineage: Eukaryota; Viridiplantae; Streptophyta; Magnoliopsida; Brassicales; Cleomaceae
Product: shaggy-related protein kinase theta
Exons: 13
Coding region: 311-1714 (467 amino acids)
Biological process (GO): protein phosphorylation; signal transduction
Cellular component (GO): cytoplasm
Molecular function (GO): protein serine/threonine kinase activity; ATP binding
Source: RefSeq, a predicted model, not a curated record